This is a messenger RNA of Anisakis simplex (herring worm), 1953 nucleotides long. The record is from the annotation of a GenBank genome assembly. Lineage: Eukaryota; Metazoa; Nematoda; Chromadorea; Rhabditida; Anisakidae.
AUGUUGUCUGGUUCGCAUACGAUCACAUAUCACUCAGUCAAUGUGAUGCUUCAUUGUGCCGUAACUGUGCUCGUUUAUUACGUAUUGCGCGAUUUUGCAACGAUCGACUUCGAGUGCAAACGACCUACUGCUGUUGCUUUCUAUGCAGCACUCAUUUUUGCUGUCCAUCCGGUUGCAAAUAUAGUUGGUCGAGCUGAAUUGCUAAUGGCGACAUUCAUGUUGAUGGUUAUCAAAUUGUAUAUAGGAUGUAUAAAGAGAAACUAUUUCACAUCGUUGGAUAAGAGUUUUUUGAUAUUGUUCGCCUUUAUGGCACUGUUGAGCAAGGAACAAGGAAUUGCAACAUUGCCUGUAUGUGCCAUAAUUGAUCUUUUAUCGAACGGGUUUUCACCAUAUCGUUUUUGUGAUGCACUGAAGCAGAGACAUCUAGACAAGCACAACAACAACAGAUCUGAUGACGAUAAUACGGCACGAUUGAACAGAUAUUUGUCAUCGUUGGCUCGCGCAACGCAAUGUGCUGUUGCGACUGCACUAAUGCUUCUUAUACGAUUGCAUAUAAAUGCCUUCAAAUCUCCGAAUUUUUCUGCAUUCGAUAAUCCGAUUGCAUUUCAUCCAUCAUUAUUUUACAGGAUCGUCAACUACUGGUAUUUAAUUCUUCUGAAUCUGUGGCUGUUGGUUUAUCCAUCGAAGUUAUGUUUCGACUACUCAAUGGGUUGCAUCAGCGUUAUUGAAUCAUUAUGUGAUUAUCGAUUCUAUAUCACUAUCUUAUUCGUCGCGAUUCUUGCGUUUGCAAUCUAUAAAUGCAGCACAUCUCACGCAUUUGAAUUUAAUCGAUUGAUAUGUUUCGGGUUGGCGAUAGGAUUGCUGACAUUUUUACCAGCGAGUAAUCUGUUCGUCACGGUCGGUUUCGUUAUCGCUGAACGUGUUCUCUACUUGCCAUCGCUUGGCUUCUGCAUUUUGAUGGCGGUCGCUUUCGAGAAACUUCAAAAUCACUGUUUCUUCUAUAUGCACAAUGAAAGAUUCCGAUUUGUGGCAUUCAUAUUGCUAUUGCUCGCCGCGACGAAAUCAAUGAAGCGUUGCGCUGAGUGGAAAACCGAGCUUGAAUUGUACCGGAGCGGUUUGGAUGUGUGUCCAAGUAAUGCUAAAAUUCAUUACAAUCUCGGUAAAGUUCUAGCUGACAGUGGUGAUCCGUUGACAGCUGAAAACAGUUACAAGAGUGCGAUACGGCAAGUCACAUGGAUAUUUUUGAUGGUUAGAAGAGAUUUCAGACUUAAUCCAUCAUACGAUCAUGCGAUGAAUAAUUUGGCAAAUAUUUAUCUGCUUCGGAGACGCUAUGAAGAGGCCGAAAAACUGCUCCGGAAAUGCGUUGAAAUACGUCCCAGUUUUGCAGCUGCAUGGAUGAAUCUUGGACUCGCUUUACUGGGUCAGCGGAAAUAUAAGGAGUCUGAAGAAAGUUUUCGAGUGUCACUUAGUAUUCGACCGAACUAUGCGGAUUGUUUGUACAAUAUGGGUAAUUUGUAUUUGCAACAAAAUGAGAAGCAUUCGGCGGAAUCAAUUUGGCGUAACGUGACGAGAAUCCAACCGAAUCAUGAACGAGCUUGGGUGAAUCUAUUGGUUUUACUUGAUGAAGUUGGUGAUUGCGAGGAAGUGAUCGAGUUAGGUGAUGACGCCCUUAAACACCUGAAGAACAACUCUGCUAUUCACUUCCAAAUCGGCACCUGUUUCGGAAAGAUGAAACUCUUCGAGGAAGCUGAAGAACAUCUUCGUAAAGCGAUCGUAUUGCACGCAGAUAACGCGCUUUAUUGGACUAAUUUAGCGAUUCUGUAUCAACGUUGGAAUCGAAUUCGGGAUGCAAUCAACGCCUAUCGAAUAUCACUGAAAUUGCAACCAAACUUAAAAAGUGCACGAGAGAAUCUUGAAAAUUUGAUAAAGAAUAGUCAGAAAAGCUUUUCUUAA